AUGCUUUACUUCCUUUUAGUCUCAAUUGUGAGUGCAGAAACAAACCCAGAAGCCAUUAUAAUAGAGCCACUUCCAAGAGUAGAUUCUCAGCCGAGCUUAAUAGGCCAUCCCCCUUGUGGAUCUUCAACAAAAGGAAAGUCUCACUUGUUAUCAGAUCCGGGUUCCUUGAAUCCCAUUUCUUGACUUGUUAAGACUCCUUCACCUACAGGAAACUGCACUCUUCGCCUUUCACACGGAACUGACUACUCAAUUUACGAAACUUUACUUCCUACCGACAACUCAGCUAACUCAACUGGAUAUUUCCCAUGUGGUCGCAAGGCAAGCUCUACUGAAUUUAAAAUCGUUGUUUUUCCUUCAAAAAUAAUUUGUGAUUUGUGCACGCUACAAUGAAUUUGGGAAACAGAAAAAGGUACCCACUAUCAGUGUAUUGACGUUGAAAUAUCUAAUACAGUACAAAGCUCAUGCUUUGGUAAAUGCUUAAAUGGUGGGGUAUGUGUAGAUAAAGAAUGCCAAUGCGUACAAGGAUACAGUGGCCAGUUUUGCCAAAAAACUGCAGAGGAAGCAGAAGGGGUCAACCAUCUUGAGAUUUUCGCAGUUUUCGUUGUGCUGCUACUCCUAGCUGGGAUCCUUGGCUUAGUCGUUUAUUGGCAAGUCCACCACUCCCAAAUUCCAAGAUCAGAAGAACUUUUCUUAAAACGGCAUAUGGGCUGGUGCAUGAGAGGUAGAAAUGAAGACCUGGAAAGAAUUGACAGACAAGGGACCGUUAUUUCAGAAGAAAGGUACAAAGCCAAUGUUUAG
Molecule: messenger RNA, 798 nt
Organism: Blepharisma stoltei
Lineage: Eukaryota; Ciliophora; Heterotrichea; Heterotrichida; Blepharismidae
Source: the annotation of a GenBank genome assembly